Prunus armeniaca (apricot) is the source of this 216-nucleotide messenger RNA. The record is from the annotation of a GenBank genome assembly. NCBI's taxonomy places the organism in Eukaryota, Viridiplantae, Streptophyta, Magnoliopsida, Rosales, Rosaceae.
AUGUCACCUUUGCUCCUUCGCACCAACAAGCUUCGUCUGUCUUCAUUUGGAAAUAAAAGGACAGGACCUGCCCUAGCGCCUAGACCAGACCCACCCCGGCCGCCAAGGCGUCGCCUAGAUCCGCCAAGGCCGUCUAGGAGCCGCCAAGAUCCACCCAGGCCGCCUAGGCCCUUCCUAACUCCGUGGUGUCGGUGUCCUCUCCCGCCUAGUGCUUAG